This is a messenger RNA of Amblyraja radiata (thorny skate), 4040 nucleotides long. RefSeq names its product serine incorporator 1-like. Bases 160 to 1530 code for a protein of 456 amino acids. The record is from RefSeq and is a predicted model, not a curated record. The transcript is spliced from 10 exons. Gene Ontology annotation, cellular component: membrane. NCBI's taxonomy places the organism in Eukaryota, Metazoa, Chordata, Chondrichthyes, Rajiformes, Rajidae.
AACCGGGAGCGGCCGAGGAUUGCCGGAAAGAGCCGAGCGACGCGGAAGGCCGCGGUCGACCAGUCACGGAAAGGGCCGAGCACAAAGACACACACACACAUCGCGGCGGACGCUUAGACUAGGACGAGCUUCACUCAGCGCCAGGGCCCGAGACCGACGAUGGGAGCCUGCCUGGGGAUCUGUACUCUGGCCAGCUGCGCUUCUUGCCUGUGCGGGAGUGCACCAUGUCUACUUUCUGGCUGCUGUCCUUCGACCAAGAACUCUGUGAUGACUCGCCUCCUCUAUGUCUUCUUCUUGCUGCUUGGAACAGCUGUCUCGGUCAUCAUGAUAGUACCUGGGAUAGAGACCGAACUGAGAAAGCUUCCUGGAUUUUGUGAAGGAAGUUCGAGUAUUCCCUUCAUCGAGGGUCGUGUUAACUGUAAUGUCAUCGUGGGUUAUAAAUCUGUUUACCGCAUGUGCUUUGCCAUGGCUGCUUUCUUCUUCCUGUUUGCUGUAUUAAUGAUCCAAGUGAAAAGCAGUAAAGGGCCAAGAGGAGCUCUACAGAAUGGGUUCUGGUUCUUCAAAUUCCUGGCCUUGGUGGGAAUCACUGUUGGUGCCUUCUUCAUUCCUGAUGGAACAUUUACAACAGUCUGGUUCUACUUUGGUGUGGUUGGAGCUUUCUGCUUUAUCAUCAUCCAGCUGAUUCUUCUCAUCGACUUUGCUCACUCCUGGACCCAGUCCUGGGUUGAGAACAUGGAAGAGGGAAACGGCAGAUGCUGGUAUGCUGCUUUAUUUUUCUGCACCGCUUUCAACUACAUUGUGUCCCUGGCAGCAGUGGUGCUUUUCUAUGUGUUUUACACUAAGCCUGAUGCCUGUGCCAUAAAUAAAACCUUCAUAAGUUUGAAUCUCAUCUUCUGCAUCAUUGUCUCCAUCGUGUCCGUUCUACCCAAGGUUCAGGAAUCUCAACCGCAUUCAGGCUUGUUACAAGCUUCUGUCAUUACUCUGUAUACAAUGUAUGUGACUUGGUCAGCCAUGACCAAUGAACCUGACAGAAAUUGUAACCCCAGCUUGCUGAGCAUCGUUCAUCAAACGACCAGCAAUUCAACCACUGCAACACCUCCCGAUCAAGUGGUCCAGUGGUGGGAUGCCCAGAGCAUUGUCGGAUUGGUCAUCUUUCUCAUUUGUGUGCUUUAUUCAAGCAUCCGAUCUUCCACCAAUGCUCAGGUGAAUAAGCUGAUGAUGACUGAAGAAGGUGAAGGGGCACUGACUGAAUUCUCUUCUCCCGGCGAGGAUGGGGGACAUCGGGCAGUGGACAACGAGCAGGAUGCAGUCACGUACAGUUACUCGUUUUUCCACUUCUGCCUACUCCUGGCAUCUCUGUACAUCAUGAUGACACUGACCAACUGGUACAGUCCCAACUCGGAUUACUCGGCCCUGCAGAGUACCUGGCCAGCAGUCUGGGUGAAGAUCUCCUCCAGCUGGGUCGGGCUCCUGUUGUACCUGUGGACGCUGACCGCCCCUCUCAUUCUGUCGAAUCGUGACUUCACCUAAAGCACAAGUGCAGGCCAGAGAUACUCGACUUCUUGCUGGUUUUGUAUCUUUGUCUUUCAGCUGAAUUCACUCAAUGCCUUGUCUGUAAAUAAAGUUUUCUUCAGGUUUAUCAUCAUAACAAUGAACCUUAAAUGACACUUGCAAAAAUGAGGUUCCAGGCCAGAUUUAAGCUAGUAGUUUUUUUUCUUCAGGCAAAUACUUAUUAUGUUUCUCUCAUAUCUUUGUAUUGGGACUUUUGUACAUUUUAUGGAUGUUUAACCUUUUUAUCAUUUUCUUUAUGAUGUGAGUGUUUGAAGCUGAUGAUUUGGGCAGACAUAGUAACGUAUUGCACUGUCUUGCAAUGCUGACUGGACACUACUUUUUAUGUAACUGAUUCCCACGUCUACAUUUAUAAUGAUAACUGAUGUAAAAUUCCCACGUUGUACGUAAUUACUAUCAUCUGCCAGUGGGGAUACUGCCACCAGCAGGAGAAAAUAAUUACAACACGUUUGCAUGGACUAUUUAGAUAUCCAUCGAGCACUUAAUGGUAAAGUGAUUGAAGGGAAUCUCGAUUAUGUCUGUGCUAUCCAGCCGAACAUCCCUCGCUGUUUAAAAGAAAGAGACACAAAGUGCUGGAGUAACUCAGUGGGUCAUCUCCGCAGUCUGCCUGAAGAAGGGAUUUGACCUGAAACGUCACCCAUUCCUUUCCAGAAAUGCUACCUGUCCCGCUGAGUUACUUCAGCUUUUUGUGUCUACAGGAUCUCUGCAGAACAUGGAUAGGUGAUGUUUCGGGUCGGGACCCCUGUCCAAACAUACACUUGUUCCUGACUUCUGGUGUUCCCUAUUCUAACCCCACCCUGGCCACACACACAACUCACUCUUUAUACUCUAACUACAGCUGCAAACCUGUAAUUUUGUAUAAUUGGGGGCCGAGGUACUCCUCAAGAAUCUCCAAAGAUUUUAAAUAAUACUUGUACAUUUCCUACGUAAACUAUGUGUCAAAUGUUCUAAGUCUCUCUCUACACAUAGGGAAAACACACAGUGCUGGAGUAACUCAGCAGGUCAGGCAGCAUCCCUGCAGAACAUGGAUAAGUGAUGUUUCAGAUCGCGAUCCUUCGUCAGACCCGAAACAUCCCCUAUCCAUGCCCUGCAGAGAUGCUGCCUGACCCGCUGUGUUUCACCAGCACUUUGUGGCUUUUUGGUAAGCAAGCGCCUGCAAUUCCUUGCAUCUGCAUCUCUUGCUGUAUCUCUGCUUCAUGUUAAAAAAGCGCACACUCUGUCUUCUGUCCCAGGUAUCAUGUCAUAGAAAUGUGAUGUGCUUUUAAAAGUAAAAUAUUUUGUCAUUUUGCCUGCUCGCAUUUGGCAGAAAUAACUUGUAUCCACUAAAUAAUAUCAAACAUGCUCAUCAUAUCAUGGAAGCUUCUGGAUAUAUCUUCAGUAUUUAUUUGAGGAAUGUUUUUUGAACUAUAAUAGUUUUAGGAAUAUACAACUCGGAUCAAGGAAACAUUUUAUUUUCUGGCUAAUGGUAGAGAGAUAGGACCAAGACCACCUUGUUUACAAAUCGAGCACAAGAGAAAUGGAAUGAAAUAGUUGGCAAAAAGCUGAAGUGUUUACAAGAAAUAAAUAGCAGGAAUGACAUAGGACAGAAAGCAUUUUUAAAGGAAUUUUUAGCUAUUAAUAGGAAAUGCUUGGAAUUGUGCGUUAUAUUCGUGCAGCAUAGAAUGCAAAUGGGAAAUAAAACCCAGCUCUCACUAACAGUUCAGUUAAGAGUAAAAAUGUAUUUGAUGCAUGAGAGAGAUCUGUAGGUUCCAAUGUUGCUGUUAUUUUAUGGAAAUGCGCCAAGAAUCUAAGAUUCAGUUCAGCUGGUUCCUGGCAUGGCCUAUUGAAAGCAAAUGAACAGUGGAAUUUUGUGCUUGGGUAUUUUGUGUUGGUGACUUCCCACACUAGUCUCUAAGGAAAAACAGCAAAACAUGUUUGAUUUUUAGGUCAUUAUAUAUUGAAUUGAGUAUGUUUUCUACAUAGUAUUUAGCUCUCUUUCACAAUGGGUAUCUUGGUAGGUAAGAAUGUAAUAUUGGUACGUGUGGGUACAAUAACAAUGUUGCUGAUUCCAUGUUCAAAAGAAUUUGGAGCAAUCUUGUAGACGAAACUACGUGGGAAGUUGAUAUUUAAUUUUGACACCACCUCUGCAAAGGAAAUCAUUUACAGAAGAGAAAAACCUUUUUGCUUUUUAGUCUCUUGAGCAUUGUAUCAGGAAAAUAUCAGAAUCGGCAACAUUGUUGGUUUUGGGCUAAUUAUUUUGUGAUAAGCUAAUAAGAUUAAUUGAUUUUUAUGCCACAUGUCUAAGACUAGUGAGGUCUGGUGAUACUUACACUGAACUCUUAUAAACACUAGAUUAAAUGUAUAAAUAUCAGUCUUGUGGAAAAUAUCUAAAUGAUUUUUUUAAUAUGUAGAAUGAUCAUGACAUUUUAUAUAGAACGCUAUCCAUGUAGUUGUUAUAUGAUUUAUCUAUAUGUAAUUGAAAGGGUUUUUUU